This is a messenger RNA of Wasmannia auropunctata (little fire ant), 866 nucleotides long. RefSeq lists its product as uncharacterized. NCBI's taxonomy places the organism in Eukaryota, Metazoa, Arthropoda, Insecta, Hymenoptera, Formicidae. The coding region runs from base 163 to 663 and encodes 166 amino acids. The record is from RefSeq and is a predicted model, not a curated record. The transcript has 7 exons.
AUUCGCCUAUUUACCGUUGUUUGUCGAUCGAUCGCGAUGCGUGCCGCCGUCUCCUGUCAAACAUUCGUUUGAACGGUAGUUUCGCCGCGUUUCCCCCCCCGAGCAUCGACGCGGUAUCGUGCGAUCUCGACAAAUUAUUCGGUAGUUAUCGCCCUCCCCAUCAUGGACGACACCAGACUGUACAAGUACUAUCGAACGUCCGGAUACGGUUUGAAUUCGCUGAUAUACCGAUUUCUCAUCGCCGAUUAUAAUCUUCGACGGUUCUUCAAUUUAAGUGCUCAUUGCGGAACGGUGACUUUUGUUACGCUCAUCUUCGUAGUAAUUAUGGCUGUCUGUUCGAUAGCAAGUUUAAAUAUGGUGACGUUGAACGAUACACUGUUUCGUGAAUUGUUCGAGAAAGCGGAGGAGAAAUUACCGCGAAUGGAAAGCGUCGUUAGCGUCAUACCUCCGUACAAAUGUAUUCACAAGCACUUACAGCGGAUGAGCGUGUUUCAAGAGAAAACAAAGAAAAUGCUAUGCAAGGAGCAACUGGAACUGGAAAUAAUGAACAGCAAAAUGUCGUGCAUCGAGAAGCUAUUGAAGCCCGAGGAACAAUCCGAGUGGCGUCGUAGCAGAUCACCAAAGGUGUACCAUCGCCCUAUCAACGUGGAAGCGUCGAAGUAAAUAGGCAUGGAAAAAGAAGACACGUACAUAAUAUAAAAUCUGAAAUGAAACUUUAUUCGCAAUUUUAUAAUUAAUGAUGUUUUCAUUACUGAUGUGCAACUGAUAUAAACGUAAUAACUUUUGUCUCUCACAUAGAUAAACAAGUAAUAUAAAUCUCUUAUAUCUCUGGCAUUCAGUGAACCAAUAACACACAUUUGCAUAUA